This is a messenger RNA of Mangifera indica (mango), 1151 nucleotides long. RefSeq names its product ribonuclease P protein subunit p25-like protein. The transcript has 8 exons. Bases 164 to 871 code for a protein of 235 amino acids. Gene Ontology annotation, molecular function: RNA binding. The record is from RefSeq and is a predicted model, not a curated record. Lineage: Eukaryota; Viridiplantae; Streptophyta; Magnoliopsida; Sapindales; Anacardiaceae.
UUUGUUGGAUAUUUCAAUUGUUUUGGAAUUUUUGUUGUGCAAUCUGGUGAGAAAUCAAGUGGGGCUCUCUCUCUUCUCUCUAUCAAAAACAAAACCCUAACGGCAAACAAAAGCCAAAACUAAAAAACAUCGAAAUCGGAAACAGGGCUCGAGCUAUAACGCAAUGGACCGGUACCAGAGAGUGGAGAAGCCGAAAGCCGAGACUCCUAUUAACGAGAAUGAGAUUCGCAUUACGACGCAAGGACGGAUGAGGAACUACAUUACUUACGCCACCACUCUCCUUCAGGAGAAAGGAUCCAAUGAAAUCACUCUUAAAGCCAUGGGGAGAGCCAUUAACAAGACUGUGAUGAUCACUGAAUUGAUUAAGAGACGGAUAGUGGGUCUACAUCAGAACACAGCCAUUGGUUCUACUGAUGUAACAGAUAUGUGGGAGCCACUAGAAGAGGGUCUUCUUCCGCUGGAAACUACUCGUCAGGUAUCAGUGGUAACAAUUACUUUGUCCAAGAAGGAGUUGGAUACAUCCUCUACUGGGUAUCAACUGCCUAUUCCAGUGGAGCAGGUCAAACCAUGGGUUGAAAAUGAUUAUGAUGGAGUUAAUAAUAGCAAUAGAGUGUUUGAAUCCAAUGGAGAUGGUGGCUAUGAUGGUAGACGGUAUGUUGGAAGGGGUCGAGGAAGAAGCCGCAAUUUCCGUGGCCGUGGAAGAGGCUAUGGUGGUGGGAAUAUGCGGCAAGGAUCAAGUCAUUAUAAUGACUAUGGGGGAGGUAUCGCUCCUGCCCAAGGCCGUGGGCGGGGGCGUGGACAAGGCAGGGCCAGAGGCCGUGGACGCAUUCAGGGUUUCCGAUCUGAUGGGUCAAUCCCUGCAGCUGCUUAGACUUUGAGGUAUAGAAUUUGUUCUAGGUUGCAGAAAGUUGUGGAUGCCUGCUCUGCUGAUUGUCAUAUUUUUCUAGGAGGGAUAAAGGUGAAGGAAAAAAGUUGCUUCUGCUUGUGAGUUUCUAGGCAUUAUUAGUAACAAUAGUAAGCUAUCUCAUUGUAUGCAGUAGCAGUGUUUUGGUAGUUCGAUGGUAGCGAUAACUUUAUUUGUGGUGUUGGCAGAAACUUGUUCACUUGUUUCCAUUCAGGAAAUAAUAGAGCAGUACAUUCUUUUAUUUUUA